AUGACAGCCUUGCGCAUCUUUGGCUUGACGUUUCUGUUAAUGAUUUUGCAGCAGAGGGUGUCCGGCUCUGGCGUCUUCCAGCUGGAGCUGCACGAAUUCGUGAACAGCCACGGGUCUCUGGCCAGCGGGAAGCCCUGCUCCCCCCACUGCAGGACCUUCUUUCGCGUUUGUUUGAAGCAUUUUCAGGCAGUGGUCUCCCCGGGCUCCUGCACUUUCGGCAGCAUCAUCACCCCGGUUCUGGGAAUAAACUCCUUCAGCAUCAAGGAUACGGAGAGAUUUGACAGCCCCAUUAAGCUGCCCUUUAACUUCACGUGGCCGGUGAGAUUCCACUUUAAACCCGAUUGCGAUGCCAUCUGUCUGUCUGGAUGCACUGAGCAGAAUGGAUAUUGCAACAAGCCUGGAGAGUGCAUCUGUCGUCCCGGAUGGCAAGGCCGCUACUGCGAUGAGUGCAUUCCCCACAUAGGCUGCCGCCACGGGACUUGUAAAACGCAGUGGCAGUGCAUAUGUGACGAAGGAUGGGGUGGCCUCUUCUGUGACCAAGAUCUGAACUACUGCACUCACCACAGACCAUGCAAAAACGGAGCAACGUGCAUGAACACUGGCCAGGGCAGCUAUACGUGUUCAUGCAAACCCGGCUUUACCGGCGUUGACUGCGAACAUGAGAUCAGCGAGUGUGACAGCAAUCCCUGUAGGAAUGGUGGUAGUUGCACGGAUAUGGAGAACGGUUAUCACUGCCUCUGCCCCCCUGGCUACUAUGGCACUCACUGUGAGCACAGCGCUUUGACGUGUAUCGAUUCUCCAUGCUUCAAUGGUGGCACGUGCUUGGAAAAAGAACAAGGGGCCAGCUACACUUGCGUUUGCCCUUUCGGCUUCACAGGGUCAAACUGUGAAAAAAAAGUAGACAGGUGCACGAGCAACCCGUGUGCAAACGAUGGUAAUUGCUUUUACCUUGGUCAGAUUCGUGUGUGUCGUUGUCGGGCUGGUUUCUCUGGUCAGAAGUGUGAGAUAAACAUCAAUGAUUGUGCCAGAAACCCGUGUUCCAAUGGGGGAACUUGUCACGACCUGAUCAACGACUACACCUGCACGUGCUUGCCAGGCUACAGUGGCAGGAACUGUGACAUCAAAACCAGAGAUGAAUGUGCUUCUGGGCCAUGUGAGAACGGAGGCACAUGCUACAGCGGGCUUUAUAGUGCCAACUUUGUCUGCUACUGUCCUUCUGGUUUCAUGGGCAACCGCUGCGAAUUGCCAGUUUAUCCAGUGCCCGUGACACUUCCUCCUAAACCAGUCCCGUGGAUUGCUAUAUCCAUGGGGGUGGGACUGGUGGCUUUGCUCAUACUGUUCUGCAUGAUAGCAAUGGUCAUCAGGCAGAUGAGGAUGCACCCGGAGCAGGACUUGGAGACAAUGAACAACCUGUCUGACUUCCAGAAGGACAAUCUCAUUCCAGCUUCCCAGCUCAAAAACACCAAUAAAAAUAAAGACCUUGAAGUGGACUGUGGGCUGGAGAAAUCAAACUACAAACCCAAGAAUCAUAAACUGGACUACAAUCUGGUAAAAGACCUGACAAGUAGAGGGGCACAGGAAGAGAAAUACUACAAAAGUGAAAAGUGUUUAGGAGAAAAGUCUCCCCUCCGACUACACAGUGAAAAGCCAGAAUGUAGGAUAUCAGCGAUAUGCUCUCCGAGGGAUUCAAUGUACCAGUCCGUCUUUGUGAUAACAGAAGAAAGGAACGAGUGCAUCAUAGCCACAGAGGUAUAAGACUGAAGAUCAGCCCAUUU
This is a messenger RNA of Egretta garzetta (little egret), 1775 nucleotides long. It is a transcript of the gene DLL4, whose product is annotated as delta like canonical Notch ligand 4. Gene Ontology annotation, molecular function: calcium ion binding. NCBI's taxonomy places the organism in Eukaryota, Metazoa, Chordata, Aves, Pelecaniformes, Ardeidae. The record is from RefSeq and is a predicted model, not a curated record. The transcript is spliced from 9 exons. Gene Ontology annotation, biological process: heterophilic cell-cell adhesion; Notch signaling pathway; multicellular organism development. Gene Ontology annotation, cellular component: plasma membrane; protein-containing complex. Bases 1 to 1755 code for a protein of 584 amino acids.